GUGACGUCAUCACGACAGGAAGUGCGGAUGGGAGAAGACGGGAGUCUGAGCUGGUGGUAGGCUCCCUGUCUGCACCACUGCGUUCGUUAUGAUGAUACUACAGACUAACAGAGACAUUAUCGUCCUGCUGCUUCAUACAUAUACACUGUGACUGUAGGGGAACGCCAGCUAUGAUGUGACGCCGAAGACUGUGACCUGCUAGGCUAGCUGUUAGCUUGGUCGGCCCCGUGUUAUCCUCCCGGAGCUCCCCCAGAGCGAAGCUCAGGUGAUCCGCCGCAGACCUGCCCGGAGAUGAUGUGACGAUUACGAGGAGGACGAGGCCUUAAUGUCAGCUCAACGGCUAGGUGUUCCUGCGUCUAACACAGACAUGGCGUCCCAGCUCCAGGUUUUUUCUUCCCCGUCCGUGUCCUCUAGCGGCUACUCUCGCUCCAAGAGGCUCAAAGUGGAGAACCCUGCCUGGGAUGUGUCCAACCAGCUGGGAGAUAAUGGUUACUACCAGCAGAGCCCCAGCCAGGCAGCUGCACCCACCACCUCCGGCUCCAACUUUAACCCAGUGUACAACAGCAACCAGGUUCAUCCGCUGACAGCGGGCUCCCGGGAGCAGACGGUGGUGCGGGCAGCGGACAGCACAGGCAGCCUACAUGGACCACCGUCCUCGGCCUCUUCCACCUCCUCCACCCGACGUGUCAAAGAUGCCGAGUCCACAUCGCAGCCCUGCGACCUCUACCAAAAGCAGUACAGCCUGAAACGGAAAAGCGAGGAGGUUGACAGCAGCGAUAGCGUCCAGAUCCUGGAGGAGCUCUCCGCCCCCGUGGUCUCCAACCGUACUGCUGGAGGAGGCGGGACCACAGCUCAGUCCAUAGCACAUUCCACCUCCACUACCAAGAGCAGCAACUCCCACAGUGAGGGCGACUACCAGCUGGUGCAGCACGAGAUCCUGUGCUCCAUGUCCAACAGCUACGAGGUGCUGGAGUUUCUGGGUCGCGGUACCUUUGGUCAGGUGGCAAAAUGCUGGAAGCGAGGCACAAAUGAGAUAGUGGCCAUCAAGAUCCUGAAGAAUCAUCCAUCCUACGCUCGACAAGGGCAAAUAGAAGUCAGCAUCCUCAGCAGGCUGAGCACAGAGAACGCAGACGAGUUCAACUUCGUCCGCUCGUACGAGUGCUUUCAGCACAAGAACCACACGUGCCUUGUGUUUGAGAUGCUGGAGCAGAAUCUCUACGACUUCCUGAAGCACAGCAAGUUCAGCCCGCUGAUGCUCAAGUGCAUCCGACCGAUCCUGCAGCAGGUCGCCACGGCGCUGAUGAAGCUGAAGAGUCUCGGACUAAUCCACGCCGACCUGAAGCCAGAGAACAUCAUGCUGGUCGAUCCCCUGAGGCAGCCGUACAGAGUGAAGGUCAUCGAUUUUGGCUCUGCCAGUCAUGUGUCCAAAGCUGUGUGCUCCACCUAUCUGCAGUCACGGUACUACAGAGCUCCAGAGAUAAUUCUGGGCCUUCCUUUCUGUGAGGCCAUCGACAUGUGGUCUCUGGGAUGUGUCAUCGCUGAGCUGUUUUUGGGAUGGCCUCUGUAUCCUGGUGCUUCAGAGUAUGAUCAGAUUCGUUACAUCUCUCAGACCCAGGGUCUUCCAGCAGAGUACCUGCUCAGUGCAGGAACAAAGACCUGCCGCUUUUUCAACAGAGGCCCCGACUCCAGCUACCCACUGUGGAGACUGAAGACUCCUGCAGAGCAUGAGGCAGAGAUGGGAAUCAAGUCGAAGGAAGCACGGAAAUAUAUUUUCAACUGUCUGGAUGACAUGAUGCAGGUGAACAUGACUAACCUGGAGGGAACAGACAUUUUGGCAGAGAAGGCUGACCGGCGUGAGUUCAUCGACCUGUUGAAGAAGAUGCUGACUCUUGACGCCGACAAACGCAUCACUCCCAUGAAGACCCUGAACCACCCUUUUGUCACCAUGACCCACCUGCUGCACUUCCCUCACAGCUCACAUGUAAAGUCCUGCUUCCAGAAUAUGGACAUCUGCAAACGCAGAUGCAGCGCUUUCGAAAAUGGAAAGAAUCUGUUUGCCAACAACAAUACUCCGAGUGCAGCCGCCAACCUUACCGUCACCUUCAGUAGCCAGUUAAACCAGCACAAUCAGAUGUCUUCGACCGGAGGCCAGUCCCUGUCCCUCAGCAGUAAUGUCCCUCUGCUGAACUACCAGCCCAGCCUCUACCAACAGGCCACCAUAAACAUCCCCGGCCUGACCCAGCAGGGUGUUCCUCUGCAGACUCGACCCACUCAGCUCUGUGCCCAGACUGAACCCUUCCAGCAGACACUCAUAGUGUGUCCUCCCACCAUCCAGGGUCUCCAGUCAUCCAACAAACCCUCGGCUUAUCAAGUGAGGAUGGACAACUCUGUGCCCUUAGUCCCUCAGAACCAGUCGUCCCAGUCUCUUCACAUCCAGCCUGGCAUGUUGGCUCAGCAGGGCUGGCCGGCAGGUACACAACAGAUCCUCAUCCCCUCCACUUGGCAGCAGAUGCCAGGGAUGACCAUCCACAACCCUGGGCAGACCGUAGUGCCCGACUCACCUGUGGGAGCAUCUGAGAGUCAACAGGCGUCUGGCUGGAGGGGUCGCCAUGGCAGCCAGUACGACGGUGUCGGCCAGCAGGACUCAGGUGUUGGCCGUCAUGCUGCGUCCCAGAAUCACAACUCAGGGGGCGCUCACACGAGAGGCCAACAGGAAAAGAGGUCCAAGCCUCGACAUGGAGAGAACAGAGCCAGACCGGUGUCGUCAGUCACAUCAGUUGUGCACAACACGUCUUCUUUCGCUGGUGACCAGUCUCAGCCCAUCGUCAUCUCUGACACGCCCAGUCCUGCCGUCAGCAUCAUCACCAUCCACAGUGACUCCGAGGAUGAGGACGAGAGGAAAUUCCCUGCCUCGUGCUCUGGCACAGGUCAGAGGACCAAUGUGAUCAGCUGUGUCACCGUCCAUGACUCUCAUGACUCGGACUCGUCCACCAGCAGCCCCCUCAGCCCAAAGACCACCUCACAGCCAGCUAAGGCUCUGGCUGUUAUUCUGCCGUCUGUGAAGAGUCAGCCUGGAGAAAGCACAAACCAAAAAGCUCCAGCAGAUCAAGCUAAAAAUGGAAAGUCCAAGAAAGGUUCCAGUCGAGCAGGAGAGUCUGGGACUGAGCGCCAUCAGCAGGCCGUGGCCGGCAGAUCUCAGCCUCUGAACCUGAGCCAGGUGCAGCAGCCUGUGAUGUCAUCCACCAAUGAGCAGCCAGGAACCAUCAGCUCCCUGAGGCGACAGCCUACUUACCCCCCGACCGUCUCCUCCACAUCAUCCUACCGACCCCACGAGAACCCUCUUUUCACCUCCACCCCCAACCUGUAUGUCUACCCGGCCUCUGCCGCUCUGGCCUCCGUGUCUCAAGCCGUAGACCAAAUGCACGGUGGCCCGUCACGCCACAGCAGAGCGAGUGGGGCCUACUCCUCACUGGCACUGCUGCAAAAGAACAGCAGCUUAGCCCUGGGAGGGUCAGCUCCCGGUCAGUAUACCAACCAUCUCCACCCUCAGCAGCAGCUGCAGCAGCAGCAGCCGCAGCAGCAGUUAGCUGAGCAGCCUUUCCAUCAUUCCACUGCUGCUUAUCAAAGAAAACUUAACCAGUACCCCUACCUGUAACCACUGACACUGAGGCUGUGCAUGAAAACCAAAUGGAGACCAACACUAGAGGGCAGCCCAAGCUCAACCACUUGCUGCUGCGUCACUACUUCGUUUCAGCUCAACUUUUAACUUUAUGUUGCUGCUGUUUUUAAAGCUUUCUGUAACAAGCUCACAAAAUAGUACAGAAUAAUUUAGAUUUUAAUCAUUGGCUGAACCAUAUUGGUUGGUCGAUAUAAUUGGACAUCCCUAAUUAAAAUAUAGCAGCAGGGACACGGUAGUAUUUAUGUUCCUGAUAUUUACAAUUUAUAAUCUGCAGUUUAAAUUCAUCUGCGUGACUUUUUGGCCUAAUUUUAUUUUGUGUUUUUUUAUAGACGUGUUUAUGGACAAUGGUAUUGUUGUUAAGUUGACAUUAGUGUAUGUGUUGCCCUCUUGUGGCCGUAAAUGAUAUGGCGGGACGUAGGAACAGUCGAAGUACUAAAAAGAAGCACGACUAAAUGUCUGCAAAAUAUAGUAUAUAUUUACUGUAGCUGUGUCAGAAAGCCAACGGGGCGGUUUGUUAAUGUAAUUACUUUGAAUUUAGUUGAAAUUUUUAAUGAGGGCGAUUUUGACGUGUUUUGACAUAAAGGUAAAUAACUGAAACAGUAGUUUUUCUAGUUGCCUGUUUCUUUUGCCAGAUCGGGAAACACUGCUCCACCUUCAUUGCAGCGAAGACGUUGAUUGCCCCAAUGUCAGAAUGCCAGAGGACAUCGAAAGCGAUAUGUAAAUACACGUGCCAACGAACGCAACAGUCUGGUAAGAUUUUAAAAUAUUAAGAAGAAACUUGACUUGGUUUAAUGCUGCUUUUUAACUACCAGUGUUUUUUUUUUUAAUGAUUAUAUAAUCAUUUACACUCGUGUAUGCCUUCGAGUCGCCUUCCAUCUUUAAGCUAACUUAUUUUAAAUAUUCGGAGUUCUGACGAUGUGUUUGUGGCGUGUACGUUGCUAAAAAGAAACAAUGUGAUUUAUGUGUUGUACUGUAUACAGGUGUGUUCAGUGGUUUUCAUGUCGAUUCUAUUUUAGUACUGACCAUUGGUUAUAUAUUUAUAUGGUUAUGGCGUUGAAGGGUGCAGUGUCCAGUCAGAGACCCUUUUAGUUCAGUUGCAGUUGAGGUUGCAUGAGUCUGACGUAGAGCCAGAGACACGGCUGCUCCCCAGGGAAACCGGGAAAAUGUCAAAGCUCUCGUCUUGUGAAGUGAUGUCCGUGAAGUGGGAAAAAAAAUCCAAAUCUGAUUAGUUGUAAUCGUGUUACAGUACAUUCAUUUAGGUGACACAGUCAUGCAUUCAGAAACUCAAAUCUGAAUUUGUAAAAUGCUAAUUAUAGCCCGAAAACACUGAUUUGUUCAAGUAAUGGUUCUGUUGUGAAAUGUAUGACAUAAACACACCGACCUUAACUGGUAUAGAGGCAAUAAAAUUGUGUCAAAACAGAAACGGCUUGUUGAAGACUGACUGAAUGUCGUGAUUUAAAGGCAUUGCUGAAUAUUAGUAUUUGGUUUUGUUAUGCUUGUUAUACUUAUUUAUUCUUGUUAUACUAAUUUAAUUUAAUGGACAUAGCUAAGUAUUUCAAGGCAAAUUAGUGUAUUUUUAGUCAUUUUUGAGAAAGUUUUCUUUUCGGAGAUUUGUUCAGGAUCUUAUUGGUCUAGUAUUUUAACUGUGAUCAAACGUUGGCGUAC
Messenger RNA from Cynoglossus semilaevis (tongue sole), 5344 nucleotides. It is a transcript of the gene hipk1a, whose product is annotated as homeodomain interacting protein kinase 1a. The transcript has 17 exons. The record is from RefSeq and is a predicted model, not a curated record. NCBI's taxonomy places the organism in Eukaryota, Metazoa, Chordata, Actinopteri, Pleuronectiformes, Cynoglossidae. Gene Ontology annotation, molecular function: protein tyrosine kinase activity; protein serine/threonine kinase activity; ATP binding. Gene Ontology annotation, cellular component: nucleus; cytoplasm; PML body. Gene Ontology annotation, biological process: smoothened signaling pathway; peptidyl-threonine phosphorylation; intrinsic apoptotic signaling pathway in response to DNA damage by p53 class mediator. The coding region runs from base 326 to 3655 and encodes 1109 amino acids.